CCGCCCGCUUCUCCGCCUCUUCCUCCUCUCUCUCUUUCUUCCUUCAUCCAAUCCUCGACCUAAAACGUCGUACACCUCUUCUUCACACUAGCGGUUUCCGACUCACGGAGGCCUCCUGCUCUUCCCCUGUGAGAACCUCAAGAGACGGGUCAUGUCAACGACUGGGGGGGCCUCCGAAUCCACGGUGUAUUCGGCGGAGACGGCCAGGAGGCCGUCGGAGGCUGCCACGUCGUCGACGCAUUCUCAGGCGCAGCCCCGGCGAUUCGACGUGCCACAGGGGCACCUCCUUCGUAACUUCUCCUUCCCGAUCUUGAAGACAUGUGGGAACCAGCGGGUGCUCCGCUGCAUGAGCGUCAACGGAAAGGGCGAGGCCAUCGGCGGCGGGGCAGCCUGCCGGACAUCCUCCGAGGCGGUGGGUGGCGGAAUAUGUGUCCCAGAGUGUGGCGGUGAUGACGACGGCGGGAUCGAGGAGGUGAGGGAGAAGCUAUUGGUUCACCUCCGGAAGGCGGCGGACCGGAUGAAGCUGGUAGUUCCACCACCGAUGCCGCCGCCUCCUAAGGGCGGGGAUACCCAGGCUGAGCCAGAGAGGGAAGCGGAAGCGGAGCCGUCGUUGUCAGCUGCGGCUCGGCCUUCGAAGCUGAGGACGAGACGACGGAGAUCUAGAGCUCCGGCGGUGUUCGAGAUGCAAGCGAUUGCGUCGCGACCGGAGGCCGCAGAGAAGAGGGCGGUGCGGCUGAGGUCGGGGUGCACGGAGCCAAAAGAGCGCACCAAGUUCUCGAUUACCCUCACUAGGGAGGAGAUCGAGGAGGACAUCUACGCGGUGACGGGGCACAGGGCUCGCCGGCGGCCCCGAAAGCGCCCCCGCCUCGUCCAGAAAAAGCUCGAUUUGUUGUUCCCCGGUUCAUGGUUGUCAGAGAUCACCCUCGACACAUACAAGGUCCCCGAUUAGAGGCAAGGUCAUCUCUGCUGAUGUCAGUCCUUCUUCCCUUCUCCGCUCCGCCGAGGACGCUAUCUUAGUCAUUAAUCCCUCGUCGCCGUUGAUUGAUCUCUAAAUUCUCCUACUUCCAUCGCUCCAAUACAUUGCAGCAGCAGAGCUCUUUUACAGUUGUUCUUUCGAAGUAGAGAGAUUCAUCGUGUAUUUAUCUGAUUGCUGCUUCGAUUUCCAUUGCUGAUGGAUAAAGUAGUGAUACUAAACGGAUUAAACAGCAAGCAGUCAUCUUGUAAGAAGAAGGAUGAUGAUGAGAAUGAGAACAAUGAAGAAGGAAAAAGCGUGGUUGCGGGAUGGAUCAUGGUCAACGAUUUGCUCUCGUGUCGCGGUCAUCUCCUGUGCCGCACAGGACACCAUGGUGCAGCAGGCACUCGGAAUCGUGAGCGGGUACGGAAGCUUCGCGGACGGUUUGAUCCAGAUCUCGCAGAGGAGGUUCGGUGCAGGAGGGACUCGAUCCCGUUCCGUAUCGAGACCGGCUCCUGACGCGGCGGCCACGGAUUGGUUGGAAACUUGUUGGACGUCCGGUUGUUUCUUGGGCUGGCAAAGGCUUUGGGUCGUGAAUGAGUUCGAUUCAUUGGCCGCUGUAUUUUAGGUCACAUUCUUGUAAUUAUUUUAGCUGACGUAAUACUAUUUCUAAUUUUUUACUUGA
Messenger RNA from Musa acuminata AAA Group (dessert banana), 1637 nucleotides. RefSeq lists its product as uncharacterized. Bases 152 to 949 code for a protein of 265 amino acids. Lineage: Eukaryota; Viridiplantae; Streptophyta; Magnoliopsida; Zingiberales; Musaceae. The record is from RefSeq and is a predicted model, not a curated record. The transcript is spliced from 3 exons.